GAGGAGGCGCAGCGGCGGCUCCUCUGGGUGGGGAGAGGCUGCUGGAACCUCCGAUCAUGAGCUCGGCGGAGGGCAGGAUGGCAGAGUAAGGAGUCGGGGGGAAUCUGGAGGAGAAGCUGCAGGAGAAGCUGCAGGAGAAGCUGCAGGAGAAGCUGCAGGAGACCCUGGAGGAAAAACCCGGCGCGGAGAUGCGGGAUGUGAGCGAAGACGCGCUGCUGGAUUACUUCUACUCGGCCGGAGGGAAUUCCGGGAGAGUCCGAAACGCAGAUAUACUGAAGACAUUUAAGCCCUUUAUUGGCCACAGUGACUUGCAGUUGCGUGCUAAAUACAGAGAGGAAUUCAAGAGCAUCAUCGACAGAAUCGCUGUGGUGAAGUCAGAGAAUGGCGAGAAGUAUCUCAUCCUAAAGAAGAAGUACAGGCACUUGCUGCAAGAGCGAGACAGCAGGCGCCUGGAUGCAGAUGAAGAUGCACGGCACCGCCUGAGCCCGGCCAGAGCCACGGCCACUGCGGAGUGGGAGGCGGGAGAGGCCCUGGCGUCAUCGGCCCAGCACAAGCAGCUGCAGGACGAGCUGAUGCUGUGUGGGGAGCCCUAUGCAGAGGAACGGCAGGCAGGAGCCGUCCACAAGCUGCACAUUCAAAGCUACGGUGACGAUGGAGACAGAGAUUCGGGAUCAAAGUCGGAGUCGGAGCAUGACGAGGAGUCUACGGCCAGUAUGGGCUCCACUGCUGUUGCUCUGGAUCCUAUAGAGAAGGAGUGGAUCUACUCUGCUGCCAGUGCACGAGUCCCCGACCUCUCCCAGCUGCUCCGACAGGACCCCUCGCUGGCCAAUAAGAAGGAAUUUAUUACAUUUUCAGCGCUGCACUGGGCCGCCAAACACGGCAACCGGGACAUGGCCACUCUGGUGGCCGAGGCCGGCGCCGACGUCAACUCCAAAUCCGUGAGUGGAUACACGCCUCUGCACAUCGCAGCGUUACACGGUCAUCAACAUAUUCUUGAUCUGCUCAUAGGGACCUACGGGGCAAAAGAGAACCUGCGGGACUACAGUGGUCAUCUUGCCUGCCAUUAUCUGAACCUCAAGGAUCCAGAAGGUCAAGGAGAAGACUGCGAGCUGCAAUUUCAAGUGACUCAGGUGAGAGAGCGGAACAGGAACAGGAAGCUGGUGUCGUUGUUCCACUCCAAGAAGAAGUGGGGAUCGGCGGAGGAGCUGGCUCCCAUAGAGGAGGAGAGGACGGCGUCCCACCAGACCAUGCUUCCUGCUUCCAGACCCCGGAAGUUCUCUCGCUGAGGGAAAACAAACUCACACGCACACAGCAUGUCUUAAAGCUCAUGCAUAUCUACACACAGGUCUUUACCAAGCUCUUUUUUGUAUUUUUUUAUGAGCACAGACAUGUUGCUGGUCAGAUCCAAGCUUGUAGACAUCUAAACUCUUAAAACAUUUCAUGAGAAGCGCUGUAGCACCCUAUUAUGUAAUAAUUUACUGAAAAUGUAAUAACGCCUGAAAACGUCAUAAAAUUUGCACUUAACUCAAUCGAAAAUGUAAUAAAACCCAAUAAUGUAAUAACUUCACCAAUAAUGUAAUAAUAUAU
Messenger RNA from Cololabis saira (Pacific saury), 1587 nucleotides. Its product is annotated as ankyrin repeat domain-containing protein SOWAHB. Gene Ontology annotation, molecular function: protein binding. The coding region runs from base 189 to 1286 and encodes 365 amino acids. The record is from RefSeq and is a predicted model, not a curated record. The transcript has 11 exons. NCBI's taxonomy places the organism in Eukaryota, Metazoa, Chordata, Actinopteri, Beloniformes, Belonidae.